GAAGUCGCGGCCGCUAGAGACCCCCGGCAACUCAGAGCGUCAGGAAGUAAUGGCGACACCAGCAGCAGCAUGUAUCACGGCAGAGCUUUCCGUGCCGGGCGCCCCUUGAGGAAACGCCAGGACAGUGAGGAUGAGAUACAGCUGGACACUGGGCGGGGAGUGUCUGGCGUGCUGCGUGAAGUGCUGUCCGUGGUGUGCCAACAUAACGGCACCCCCAAGAGCCGCCGCCUGGGCUACCUCAAUGAAGCAGUGAGAGCCAUAGUCAAGAUCCUCGCCCUCAACAACACCAAGAAGUCACCACUCACAGAGGAAGCCAGUGACCCACUUGAGGAGCGCGUCCCUGCCACUCUCCCGCCAGCUACCUUGGACUUUGGGGAGGAGGAGUUCACACGAGAGCAGUACUUCUGUCUGUUGAGAUGUUGUCUAGUCCAGGAUGGGAGGGAGAUCCGUGCUGGUGGGCUGCGGCUGCUACGAUACCUCAUAUUCACAAAGGAAGAUGUGGAGGCUCUCAUGGCCGUCAAUGUUAUACCUCUUGUUAUCAGGUGUAUGGACAUCAUGCUGGACAACCAGGUGGAGCGGGUGCAGGCGCUGCGUCUGGCCCGCCGCCUCCUGAUGGUGGCACCGGACCUGUUCCCGCUGUCCCUGGCCCGCUGCCUGGUGGCCAUCGCACGGGACGGGGCCAAGGAGAGGGACAGGCUACUGAGGUCGGCGCUGGCAACGCUCAACGAGAUGGCCAUACUGAACACUCAAGUGUUUGUGGAGUGUGGCGGUGUGGGUGUGGUGCUGCACAACGUGCUGGACUGUGCCAUGCCACGCAUCAAUGAGGCGCUGCUGGCCGCCAUCCUCUACCUCCUCAACACCCCGUUGUGGCGGCCACACUGCUCCGAGCUCCACCAGGUUCUGGCGCCAUUCUCAGACUUCAACUACAAGCACACCAGCUAUGACCUGGACUACUACAGCAAGAGUGAGGAGCGAGAGCUUCGCACUCAGGCAGCCAAGCUGGCCGUGCUGGUGUGUCUGCGCAGCUGGCCGGGUCUGGUGUCCCUCUGUCAGCCCAACACUGCUGCCCUCAAGUCCCUCGUUGCCCUGCUUUACCCAAACCAUGAAGAAACCAGGAAAGCCAUCAUUGAGCUGCUGUACGAGUUAUUCCGGGUGCCGCUGGUGGACUGGACCGGGGACUAUGAUGAAGCACUGGCCACCUACAAGAGCAUGUCUGCCUCCGACACAGACCUGUGGAGACUGCAUGAAAGUUUUGUGGCAGCUGAGGCACGGGCCAUCCUGCCGCACAUAGCCAAGUACAGGCCAAAUGUGAUCCAGAACCACCUGGCUCUGGUCCUGUACACCAUGAUGUGUGUGGACCUGUUCCCUGCGCUGUGUGAGGUGAUUGUGUCCAGUUCCGCCCCACUGUCAGUGAGGACCACACUGCUGCUUGGGGAGCUCCUCCAUCAGGCAAAUCAGAACCUGCCAGGGGAGUGUGGGUCUCUGUCACACUGUCUUCCCCUGCUGCUGGAACGUGCCGCUGGUAACGACUCCCUUCAGCGCAUGAGAGCCACCCAGGCCAUCACAGCGCUGCUCAUGCUGUCCCGCUCAAAGCUCAGUGCCUCAUGCAGCAACCCUACCUCUCUCUACCUGGCUCAGAUCAUCAAUGCUGCACCUAAGACAAAGGACUCCGCCCCUAAGAGGUUCAACGAGGCCCACAGUGCAAGGCUUAGCAAGUGGCUGGGGAAGGACCAUGACGAACUGAUCAGCCAGACCAUGAAGGACUCCCAUGUGCUGAUUGGUGGGCAGGAUCCUCACGUUUGGAAGUGGGAGCUCAUCAUUCCAGUGCUGAGGUGGCCGUCGCUGUCGCUGCAUCGGCUGGAGGAGAGCAACUACCGCCUGUUUGUGAAGCGCCUCCUGUACUUCUACAAGCCGAGUGCUAACCUCUUCUCCAAUGUGGAUGUCACUCACGACCAGGCCCACGUGUAUGCUCAAACCCUCCUGCACUUCUGUGACUUCCUGCUUGGUGCUCCUGAGGAUGAAUGUAUUAAGUACCUGGAGGAACUACUGGUGGACAUCAGCACACACCUGUCCAGUGUGCUGUGUGAGCGCCCUGCACACGACGCGAUCAUGUCCCCCUCCCACCUCAACACCACCACUGCACAGUACUACUUCUUGGCACUGGGCAGACUCUCCCACUCGCCACAGGGACAUGAGAUGCUGGUCAAGUCUGGCAUUCUGGAGCAGCUGCAGGAGUUGGUGAGUGUGUCUGAGAGUGACAUGUAUGCCAAGUUGGUGUCCACCUGUCUGCACUACUCUGGGAACAAGUCCAACAGGGCCAUUUUAACAAAGAUCUUGACUGGGUGCCAGGAGUCGGCACGUCUGUAUGGCACUCAGCUGCUGCGUGCCUUCGUCAGGGUGGGCGCUGAGGGGUUUGCCCAGUGGGGGAUGGAGCUUCUGGUGGGGCAGCUGUAUGAUGAGAGCCGUAUUGUGUCCCUGGCAGCGCUGGAGGUGCUGGAUGAGGCCUGUGACAAUGAGGAGUACCUUGAGGCAGUGCUGUGUGCACCGCCCUCUGUGACACACCUUGGGGACUGUGGGCAGCUGCUCCUGGUGAAGCUGGUCUCUUCCCCCAGGGGCUUCAGGGCAUACCAGGAGGCAAACUUCAUCAACACCAUGCUGGAUAAGUGGGCGACAACAUACAGCUACAAGUAUGUUAGGAUGAUGCAGCUGGCCAUUGCAGACUCCAUCACACAGCACCAGCGGGGGGAGGACGGCCAGUAUGGGAGGCGCACAGGCAGCAAGCAUGUGGUUCACGAUGUGUUCCUAAUGCCUCACCUGUACGGCUCACUCACGCACAAGGAGGGAUUUGCAGUACUCAUGCAGCACGAGGCCGUCAAGACUAUGGUGCAGGUGGUGAAGACCGGAGCUACCUCAACACCACAGGAGAUCUUCCAGCUGAAGGUGGCAAUGUGGGCAAUGGGACACAUAGGGCUGAGCAGUGACGGCGCUGGCUUCUUGAGCUGCGAGGGAGUCCUGCGCUCCAUCACCAACCUGGCAGCCUCCUGUCCUGUGUAUUCUGUGCGCGGCGUGUGCUUCCAUGCCCUGUGUCUUGUGGCCACCACCAAGGAGGGCGUCACGCAGCUCCGCAAGUAUGGGUGGGAGUGUGUGCAGCGCCACCACCAUGAGCAGUGGCAGAUGGUGGAUGAGAUGGAGGGCUGGUCAGCACCUCAGGGCCAGGCGGAGGAUCCUUACUUUGGGGCUGUCAACAAUCACCACGUCUCGGAGAGUGAAGUGGAAGACCUGGACCUGCCAAAGGCUGGCUUCUACGUGGGAGACGACUCUGAGGAUGGCAGUGACGGCGGCUCCAUCCUGGUGGAGGGCAUAGGCUUGGAUGACGCUUACCCAACUGCAGGCAAAAGUCAGACUCUACCUCACAAAUCCAAGCCGCCCUCUGCCAUGUGUCACAAACGCAGCUUCUCGGACUGUGCUCCGGUGCUGGAGGAACUCACCGUGGAUGCCUCGCAGAUCCCUCCCUCCCACGAUGACCUCAUUGUCCAGAAAAGGUCGUCGCUACGGUUCAGGUUCCUGGCCAGCAUGAGGAGGAAGUCGGACCGGCGGCGGGAGUCAACCAGCAGCCGGGCAAGCAACUCCUCCACGGCUUCGGAGCGCAUGACAGACCGCAUGUCGGCCUUCCUGCAGUCGGCGCGGCGCAUCCGAGGAGUCAGCUCCCGCAGCCACUCCCUCACAGACCCCACCGGCUCUGAUGAGGAGACCGGUGAUCAGCCCGGCACUCUCAGCUCAGACUCCCUGUCAGACCCCGCUGACGUGUCGGCUGCUGAGCUGCCCCAUGACGGCCCCACCCACCCCAAGGAGCAGCAUGAAGACGCCCCAACCCCGCUGCCUUGCAGGACCCAGGUGGAGUGCCGUCUGAGCCCCAUUGCCAGCGGGACCUCACUAGUCACCCUCGGCUCCCAGUCCAUGGCGGAGGGCUCAGAGUUCAGGAGAGGGGGGCGGGGUGGCUCCAUCAGGGGGUCCAGUGGGGCACUGUUUGCAGAGGACGCCGGUGACCGAGGCGGCAGCACCACCCCAAUACUAAUACCUGGCUCAGGGGUGGUGACCAGCCAGCCACUGUCCACGCAGAGCUACUUCACCCUGCGCUCCAUCACCAACCAGCGCCGGGUGGUGUCAGAGUCUAGCCACGAGGAGAAGCCCACUAGGAACUCCCUCAAGGGCUUCCUCUCCUCCAGCUACGAACACGGUGGCGGCCAGUUCAUGUCCAACCUGCUGGAUGUGCAGGGGCUGGUGCGGUCGCCCUCAGGAUGCAGUGAGGUGUCCUCUGUGCGCUCUGGGGUGCGGGGCAUUGGGCUGGGGCCGAGCAGCAGCAGCAGGGCCCUGGGCAGCUACAAUCUGAUAGGAGCAACACAGCACCAGGCAGGCCAGUGCUACAUUGGCUUUGCUCUGCCUCUGGACCUGGACCUCCUCCUCUAUGAUGCCUCCAUGGACAAGAACGUUGGGCAGGGAGAGGCAGGACAGACGGCUGCCACCAACACCCCUGGCAAGGACAGGUUUCCAGCCAUCACUGAGUCAGAACUUGAAACACAGUCUGAGGAAGACCCAGACAAAAAGAAAGCUGGCACCCCAAAGAAAAAAACUGAUGAUGCUAAAACCUCCAAGAUGAUUCAUGGGAAUGGCCUGGAGCUGCACAGCCCUCACACCUGCCUGGCCUGCUACACACUCACUCCUCCCACACCCCCACCUACUCCAAAGGCAGCAGGCGAGGGUGAUGGCGAGGCGCCCGAGGCAGAGGUGGUGGUAGUGUCUCCACCUCUGCAGCGUGUGAAAGCAAUCAGCGAGGCGUCUGAAGCAUCUGACCCAUCCAGCGUCAACAGCCAGGGGUGGGAGGACUCAGGUGAGGUGAAGUACGGGCCAGAUCGUGUGAACCAGGUGCUCUUCAGGAAGGAGGUGCUGCGCUUCAUCACCAACCUGCUGUCUUCCAUUGCUGCCAAGUCUUCAGAGGCAGGACUGCUCACACUGAAGCAGCGUUGGCCUGGAGGUUUCAAAGACGUCUGCCUCUAUGCUGAGAUCUGUCAGAUCCUUGCCUCCUACAAUUACCGGCUGACAGCGCGACGCUUCAUCCAGGAACUCUUCAUGGACAUGGUGUUCACCGAGGUGUACAAUGAGGCGUCGCGCAUCCUGAAGCAGCAGUUUGAGGAUCUGUGCGAAACCACCAACCCGGUGGUGCAGGAGAUGCCCGCCAAGAUUGUCUCCUCCCUGCAGCCUCCAACCAUGGCAGACAUAGCGGAGGUGACUCUCUCGGACAAGUCAGACCGGGAGGAGGACUGCUAGCGGCCCUGUGUGCUGAUGCUGCCAGGACGGGCACUGCAGCUCUGCCAGUUUGUUGUUAAGUUGCUAUGACGAAGCAGCAUCUGUGAAUGUAAAUGUAAGACAAGUAAACUCUGGCAAAACUAGAAGUGAAGACUUAGUUGUAUUCAUGUACUGACUGAGAAAAGCUUAAAGUGAAGAAAGCUUAACUAAGAAAUAGGAGUGUUUAGGUGGGAAAGAUCAUUUGUAUUCUAAUUACACAACUCAAACUUUACAUGAAGUAACUGGAAAAAAAGCAGCCCUGGGUGUGAAUACAAACUGUCAUUACUUAGUGUUGUGCAAAGUGUGAAGCCUCUCAGGUGAAAACAAUGAGGCAUGAAAUAAAACUAAAUGUAAAGUAGCUGUAAGAACACAUGACUUACAACUGGAGUGAUGUGAACCAUGACUACUGACUUAAAGAGAGAAUCAUAAGCAAGGCAAUACAGUGAAUAAACAAUGAUUGAUAAGAAAUGAAUAUGAAAGACAAUAAAACUAUAACCUGUGAGUUGAAUUAAAACAUGAAAACACACAGUAAAGGAAGCAAGUUGAGUAAUGAGAAGUAAGAAGAGAAGGUAGCAACAUCCAGACUCUACAUGACCUCACAGAUGCAAAAUAAAGUGGCUUAUGCUAUAGAUUCUCACAUUGUAAAGCUCUGAUCAUGUGUGACUGAAUAUAAAACGUUCACAAGCGAGCUAUUAGAAUAAGAAUGUAAGAGGAUUGGUGGCAUGUGUUAAUUUAUAAGGUAUGAGUGAGUACCUUUUGUUGAGUGAGUACUUAUGUGUGGCUCUCUUAUCUGUAUUACUGGGCAGCUUCGUCAGUUAAGUUAGACGUGUUGUGUGUCCGUGUGUCUUCCCCUGCUGAGGAGGAUGCAGGUGUUGUGUCAUUGGCAGGUAGCUAAUGGUGUCUGGACUCGUCUCUAUGUUGGGUUACCUUACAGGAUUCCCUUUGGAUAAUGCUGUUAAGUGUUGAGUUUAACAAGUGUUUUCCUAUGGUACAUUUCCUAAGUCUAUUUUUUCUUCAGUCUUUCCCAGCCUACAGGCAUAUUAACUGUGAGUGAAUGCUGGCUUAUGGAUGAGCUUCACUCCUUUAAUUCCCAUAAAAUUAGGAACCAAUAGAUUAGGGAAUUAAAUUUAUUCUAUUCAUUGCAAGCUAUUUCGAGUUUUAAAUUUAAAUUCUGCAUUCAAAUUUGGUCUAUUACUCAUAGAACACAGAGAAUCUGUGAUGUAGUGAUUACAAAUCAAGAUCUACAUGAAGUAUCUGUCUCCAGAUGCUUAUUUCCUUUUUCACCGCUGUCAGUCUUCAAUAAACCCUUUACUGUAGUUGUAUCUUCAUCACUACUCUAUAUAGUCUCCUGCAAGAAACCUUUACAAUAAUUUCACCACACAUCUACACAAAGAGUCUAUAAACAACCCAUGUGUCACUGAUAUAUAUAUAUAUAUCCUCUCUCAACAAUAAUCACAUACAAAGUUGCCAUUAAGUACCCAGGAAUUCUGUAACCUGCAUUUUGUCUUCCCUUGAACCACCGAAACUAUUCUUGGUCGUAAAGAGAUUAAGUGCUUCGUUUUUUGUGGCGGUUGGUCAGAUUUGAUAUUUUAGAAGUUAUUUAUUCUGCUUGUAUGUGUGAGACAAAGGAAUCGAGAAAGUGAGUGUGUGUAUAUUUGAAAGGAAAUAGAGAAUGUAUACUGUAUGAGUAUAAGAAUAAGUAAGAGUAUGUAUAUUGUGUGUGUGAAGAGGAAGAAGUGUGUGUAUAGGAAUAAGUAAGAGUAUGUAUAUUUGUGUGAAAAAGAAGUGUGUAUACCAGUGUAAGAAUAAAUAAGAGUAUAUUUGUAUGCAGAGGAAGAAGUGUGUGUAUGAGCAUAAGAAUAAGUAAGAAUAUGUAUAUUGUGUGUAUGAGUAAGCAUCAUACAGAGAAAUAUAUCACAUUGGCAGAGGCUUAUGAAGUUCUGCCUGUUAAUUAAGCGCCCCAUUCUAACCCCCAGCUAGUCCUUAAUGAGUGUUUCCCCUUUCUUUAUCCUUGCAAUGAGUGUUUCCCUUUCUUUAUCCUUGCAUCCAUCAGCUCUCCUCAGCCUGAUGGGAAUACCAAAGAUUUCUGUACUAGAUGUAAUUCUGACCUAAUGAGUCCUCAGUGAGUCCUCAAUUACUUUUUCUUCUAAGGGACUUGACCACUUAAACCGGAUUAUUCAUGAACUCUCUCCCUCUAUUGAUGUAAAAAGUACCUAUCUAAUGUUCUGCCAAUUGCCGUCAACUGUGAAAUUUGCUGUCCAUGUAUAUGAGAGUUUAUUUGGUGUGAUUGUGGUAUUUGCAUCUUUCAUAUCAACCCAAACUUUUAACUUUAUCCCUUCCAUAUCUAUCUAUUGUGGAAUGUGAUAUUUUUACUCUGCCUCCUUAUAUUUUCUCUGUACUUUAUGCCAAUCUCUUAUUUUACCUUAUUUUCCUUUGCAUUCUUCUGAUUAUUUGGGUUUCAUUAUGUAUUCCUUUUCUCUUCCUAGUUUUUCUCAAUUCUGCUGACUUUCCUGUGUUUUUUAUCUUAAUUCUUAGUAUUCUGGCUUAUUUCCCACAUUCAUCAGGCUUGCUUUCUUCUUCAAUAUUCACGCUUUUCUAUUUUUUUUUCCUUCUUCAGGCUUAAUUGUUGCUCUAAGUUGCUGUUUGCUGCUUAAUUCCUUCAGUACCAUGAUGUGUUUCCAUAUUCAUUCUGGUUACUAUUUGGUGCUUUUAUACAGCCUUAGAAACUCAUGUGGGGGGAUUAAAAUAGUGAAGACUGUGGCCAUUAAUCUUCUUACCUCCAUAGACCCUUCCUAAUGUCAAUAAAAUGGUUUAAUUGUACACAAAUCUCAAGGUAAAAAUGUGUCCCUGUACUGAAGGGAUUAAUCUUUGCUUUAUUAACACUAAAGAACAGGAUAUAGUUAUAGACACACAAGCAGUAACUAAUUUGCUUUGCCACACUUUUCUGCAAUACCUGCAUCAAUAUAGUAGUAGCCAGUCAGUCAAUCAUCUAUAUAGUUUUCUUCAAAUUAUAAAAGACAACAGUGAAAUAGUUAAGAAUUCUCUCGUCUUGCCUGAGUUUUAUUGUAAUGGAAGUUAAGAAUUCUCCGUCUUGCCCGAGUUGUAUUGUAAUGAAUCUUCCUUUAUCAAUUGUGAGUGUUGGUGGUGAGAACAAACUUGGAAUGAAAUGGUAUAUGCUAAGUUCACUUAUCUAUACUUUUUUUUUUCACUUGUCUAUACAGAAUGAAAUGGUUGUUUUAUUAUCAAUAUCUCAACUGUUGCCUCUUCCAGUGUGCACUACUGAUAAACUAGUGAAUUAAGUUUCCUUUAUCCCACGUUUUCUUUUAGUGUACUAUAUUCCUUCAUGUUUCAAUUGUUUAGAGUGAACAACUGAUCAAACAAAUUACUCCUGCUUUAUCCUAUGCUUCUCACCACACUCAUUCAAAUUCACACUUUUUACAAUGGGCUUUGAUGAAAUACACUAUCUUAUGGCUGAUUUCUUUCACUUAAUGGUUUUUAAUAAUGUAAAAUCAAUGAUGCUAUUUUUUCCUAACACUACGCUUGAUUGUGAGGCAAUGAAGACAUGAUGGAAACUGUGAGAUGAUGGUUUGUUUGCUCACAUUUCCCUGUCAGUGCACCGUGCCAUGUAGAAACGCACACCUUGACAAGUUACCAUUCCUGUGCAAAUGUUACUAAUGUAAAUGAGUCAUCCCUGUGAAUCUUAGUUAAGUACUGCACUGUCAUUACAUUUACCUGUGUUAUGUAUUCCAGUGUUAGUGUAAUUUUUACUGUUAGUGAUUAGACAAAUACUCGUAAUGUAGUGAACUUUAUUAGGAAGGCUUUGAGAACCUCUUGUGAGAUCUUAUGCUGUGUGUUAAGCCUUGCACCGUAUCACUAAGCGAGGGAGAGUCGAUAUGAAGUACUCAGAUUUAUUUUCAUCCUGCUAAGUAACAUGUGACUAGUGCCUCAAAGCAGAUGAAUGAAGAAUGUAAUGGAAUGUGUAAGGAGUGCAUGAGGGAAGGGACAUGUGGUGUAGUGCUGAUGUGCAGUAGUAGUGCAGAAGGUUGUGAAAGGUGUGACGUGUUUAUUCUCGAGUCGGAACGUCAAGUUGUAACUGUGACACGCGAGGUUUGUGUUUCAUGAGAGAAAUAUAGUAACAGUAAAAAGAAAACAUGACAUUGUGCCUUGCCCUUUUUUUCAGUGGUACUCCUUUGUGAUUGUGAUGCACAAGGUAAAUGUUUAAGAGUUAAGUCCAUAAGUAGUGUGGAUUCAAGUGAUUCCUAAGAUGUAGUGUAACAGUUGAAGUGCAGUGUGGAAAAGUUGAACUACUACAUCGUGUUUUAGCAUUACAGUGAAGACGAGACGGCCUUGCAAGAUAAGAUAGUUUGGAAGUAUUAUGUAGUGUGUAGUGCCUAUGACUCCUGUAGAGCAGUGUCUUGAAGGAGAGGGGGAGAGGUUUGGGACACAGCCACACACACAAGAUACCUUGUGUGUGUUGGCAGUGACUUGGCAGUGAGUCAAGUGUGUUUCUCAGCUCAAUGUGUUUCUCCCAGCAGGUGGAGGUUGUUAGACCAGUACUGGAUCAUUGUUGAUGUGUAUCUUAAUGUGGCAAUUUGGAAAGGACAAUGUUGGUUGAGAUGCAGAGUGACGAGUGUGGUGUGGUGUUUGUGUUAGUGCGCCGUGCUGUGUUGCCAGCCAAUGGUUGUGUUGUGUUCUGUGACUUGUUCCUGCUUGGUUGCAUUUAUGAGUGGUAGUGUGCAGCGAGGGGAAAUGUUUGGUUAUGUAGUGUUCUCUUUUGUAAAGUUGAACGUUACACAAGUUCACUAGUGUUAAUUGAUGCCGUUUCUUCCAUUUAGUCUCAGAAGGACACAGUGUGGCAGGUCUGUACCCAGUGCAAGUCCUCAACAUGGCCUUGGUCUUCAUUUAGCUAACUUAGGCAGCUAAUUUCUUCUGUAUAAAAUACCUUGAGUGGUGCAGGUAUGAACACUGAUUGGAGAAUGUACCUGAAGCUUGACCAAAUAACUGAAGUGUACCAUUGCAGCAGAGUCUGAGCCCAGUGUUCCCCUCCUGUCUAUGUAGCUCCUCAGUUCCACAGUUCUGUGCCAACCCGUGACUGAUCAAGUUAACCUAAGGGACAAACAUGAUGCGUGUCAUUCAAACCUUGUUAAUUUGUGCAUAAUUUAGGCGUGUCAGAGUCUCAUUCAACCAUUCCAAGUGUCACAACAACUCACCAGUUAUCAAGUGCAAACUGGAUGAUUGAGCGCCCUUCUGGCAGUCUAUCUUAUUCCUUUGUUAAUGGAAAGUAUGGCCCUUGUUGCAACCUGUGUAAAAUAAAUGAGUAACACAU
This is a messenger RNA of Portunus trituberculatus (swimming crab), 10669 nucleotides long. RefSeq names its product rapamycin-insensitive companion of mTOR-like (gene rictor). Gene Ontology annotation, biological process: TORC2 signaling; positive regulation of phosphatidylinositol 3-kinase/protein kinase B signal transduction. Gene Ontology annotation, molecular function: protein serine/threonine kinase activator activity. NCBI's taxonomy places the organism in Eukaryota, Metazoa, Arthropoda, Malacostraca, Decapoda, Portunidae. The record is from RefSeq and is a predicted model, not a curated record. Gene Ontology annotation, cellular component: TORC2 complex.